GCCGGCACCGCAGAGACCAGAGCUGAGGGUCGACCGCCGUCACAGCGGAAGAGCAAGGGAAAGGAUGUGGGUUUUUGGUUACGGGUCCCUGAUCUGGAAAGUGGACUUCCCCUAUCAGGACAAGUUGGUUGGAUACAUCACAGGCUACAACAGGCGCUUCUGGCAGGGGAGCACCGACCACCGCGGGGUCCCGGGCAAGCCUGGAAGAGUUGUGACUCUUGUUGAAGAUCCUGGGGGUUGUGUAUGGGGUGUUGCUUACAGACUGCCAGUAGGAAAGGAAGAAGAAGUAAAAGCAUACCUUGACUUCAGAGAGAAAGGAGGCUACAGGACCACAACAGUCAUUUUUUAUCCAAAAGAUCCCACAACAAAACCAUUUAGUGUGUUGCUAUAUAUUGGAACAUGUGAUAAUCCUAAUUAUCUUGGUCCUGCACCUCUGGAAGACAUUGCUGAACAAAUUUUUAAUGCAGCUGGUCCAAGUGGAAAAAAUACAGAAUAUCUUUUUGAACUUGCAAAUUCUAUUAGGAACAUUGUGCCAGAAGAUGCAGAUGAGCAUCUUUUCUCUUUGGAAAAAUUAGUAAAGGAACGUUUAGAAGGAAAACAGAACCUCAAUUGCUUAUAA
Molecule: messenger RNA, 619 nt
Organism: Puma concolor (puma)
Lineage: Eukaryota; Metazoa; Chordata; Mammalia; Carnivora; Felidae
Gene: CHAC2
Product: ChaC glutathione specific gamma-glutamylcyclotransferase 2
Biological process (GO): glutathione catabolic process
Cellular component (GO): cytoplasm
Molecular function (GO): glutathione specific gamma-glutamylcyclotransferase activity
Source: RefSeq, a predicted model, not a curated record